This is a messenger RNA of Delphinapterus leucas (beluga whale), 1015 nucleotides long. It is a transcript of the gene C7H11orf65, whose product is annotated as chromosome 7 C11orf65 homolog. Lineage: Eukaryota; Metazoa; Chordata; Mammalia; Artiodactyla; Monodontidae. The record is from RefSeq and is a predicted model, not a curated record.
UUUACGUCAUUUCUGUCUGCGGCGUUACCUGGGGCACAAGUGGAGCUCAGGCGGCGGCGAUUGGCAGGAGUUUUGCAUGGCUUGGAAACAGGAAUCAGAAUUUACAAAGAGAGAUAGAGCUGCCAGAGUCAUUCAGAAGGCCUGGAAAAGUUUCCUUAAUGUCGCUGUAUUCCAACACUUUAAAAGUCUGAUUAAUAUAAGAAGACAAGGGGAGCCACGUCAGAUACUGAAAUACAUUAAUCCUAAAGAGGCAGAACUUCUAGAUGCUGCUGCUGGCAUUAAUGUACGAUUCAGAUUAGGUGGUGUUAAAUUUCCACCUGAAAUAUACUAUAAAAUUUUCACUCACAGACAUAUUGAAGAUCUGUGUGCUAAUAGCCCUAGAGAUUACACAAAACUUCCAGCAAAACAUACAUCUCAUAUUAAAAGUGAUAAUCUUCAGGAAGAGGAUUAUAGUGGCUGGUAUCGUCGUACAGAGAACAAUGGCUGGAGGCCUGUUUCUGAUAAAUUUUGGAAGUCUACUGAAAAUGUAAUGGUGGGAGACAAAAAGGAAAGUGAAUUCCAUUUCUCUAAAUUAAAGAGAAGGCAAGAUAUAGAAAAGAAAAGAAAAAUUAGAAAAAUACAAUGGAUGCAGCAAAUGUACUACACAGGAAACCUGGAGGGUAAGUCAACAAAUCAUGAAACUCUAGGUUUAAUUCACACAGCAACAAAAGGGCUAAUAAGAGCUAUCGAAGAUGGUGGAAUAGAUUCUGUGAUGGAAUGGGAAGUGGAUGAAGUGCUGAACUGGACAAACACACUCAACUUUGAUGAGUACAUUGCCAACUGGAAGGAAAUUGCUACAAGCAACUCUUCAGCUAACUUCAAAAGUUUCAGGUUUGAGCAAGCACAGGAAAAAAAAUAUGACUAUAAAGAUAUAUUGGAAGAGGAAAUGGGAACACAAGAAGUUACUUCAUUUGACAAUAUUUAUGAAGGACCAACUUUUACUAGACUAAGGCCUGAUUCCACUUAUGGAAUAUAA